AUGCCGACGGCAGCAUCGAGCAGAAACACCGGCGGCGGCGGCGAUGACGGCCUCAGCAGCAGCAGCAGCAGCAUACAAUCACCCGGCGGCGGCACAGCGCCAUCUUGGCGAUGUCAGUUCAACAAGAGCAGCUCUUUUACCGUCGACGACGGCCACGCAUCCUCUGAAGUGUCAUUCGGCAUCCUUCAUCUCUUUCGUGAUGGAGCUGGCAGCGUUCCCGCUUCAUCCUCCUCCAAGGCCUCCGUAGCCCUUGAUGACGAUUCCGCAACCGUCCUCGCCCUGCUGGGCCUUCCAGGCCAAAUGACGGCAGCCGACUUUCUCGCAUGGGUAGAACCCGCUAUCAGUAGCGUUGAGAAGAUGAGAAUGAUUCGACAAGGCCAUCCCACCAAUCGUACCGCCGUCCUUAUCAAGUUUAGAGAUCCAAGCGACGCGGAAGAGUUCUACAAGCUCUACAAUGGGCAGCCGCUGCCAUUCACGGCGAAUUCUUCCUCUUCAGCUCCUUCAGCGACCACUGGGCAGGCCUCGACAGCAGCAGGGCCAUCGGCGUCAACCUCCCUGGCGUCCCUUACGCCUUCAUCGUCAAUGCCAACGUUGACCUCGGCGCAGAUCGUCUACGUCACCCAAGUGACCGUGUCCACCAGCCCACAUUUGCCUUACGUCUACCCUCAGCUAGCAAACUCAGAUCCAUGGCCUCUUGCGCCCACAAAAAGCACCGUAGAUUCAGCGACGCCAAGCAUGAUGGAAGACAAGACCGACGAUGCCAGCUCAUCCACCGUCACGCCGGCAACACGUCUCGCUCUCUCUUUAGCCAACGAGCUGCCAACAUGUCCAGUUUGCCUCGAGAGAAUGGACUCAGCCGUCACGGGCAUCAUGACCGUCAGCUGUCAGCACUCCUUCCACUGCGAGUGUCUGUCGCGCUGGGCAGAUGGCCGCUGCCCAGUCUGUCGAUAUAGCCAGAACAGGGCGGCAAAGGGACAGGCGGCGGCAUCGCUUCUAAUGCGGGCCGGGGCACAAGCUGGACGAGCGAGGAGAAGCGAAGAGCGAGAGCCUAGCAGCGAUCUGAGCCUAGUGGCCGACGAAUGUCCUCGCGGGACGCAAGAAGAUGAACCCAGCGCAGAUGAUGACGAAGACGACUCCGCCGCCACCUGUUGUGCCUCCUGCGGGGCUACCGACGAUCUCUGGGUCUGCCUCAUCUGCGCCGCGGUUGGCUGUGGCCGCUACAAAGCAGGAUGUGCUGCGCGGCACUUUACGCAGUCUAAUCAUCUGUACAGUCUGGAGCUAGAGACGGCCCGCGUAUGGGACUACGUGCACGAUGGGUACGUGCAUCGCCUGAUUCAAAAUCGCGCUGAUGGCAAGCUGGUCGAGCUUGAUGGGGCUGCUGGGCAGGGAGGUGGCGCAGAGGGCUCGCCUGCUAGACGGAGGAGGGGAAGGAGAAGUAGUCGACGCCAUGCUGAGCAAGAGGAGGCCCAGAGCGCUGCGGCUGGCUCGUCACGAAGAGCAGGCGAGACUGGCCGCGAUCAACCGGACGAAACCUCUUCAGUAUACGAUGAGGAUGAGUACGACGAAGAUGAAGACGACGACGACGACGACAAAGCCAAGGACAAACAGCACGGCGGCAAGCUCGGCACUCGCUCUUCCCAAUUAGAAGCCAUCUCCCUCGAGUACCAGUACCUUCUUCUCUCCCAGCUGGAGUCCCAACGUUCGUACUACGAAGAGCAGGUACGCAACGUCCAAUCUCGUCUCGACUCAGCCCUCGCCAACGGCGGCAGCGGGAGUGCAAAGGAAGAGCAGGAGAAGGCUCUCCUAGCAGUUGAGGCGGAGAGGGCGAGCUGGCAAGCAGAGAUGGACGCAGUGAGUGCGAGAACGAAGCAGCUGGAGGGCAAAGUGCAAAAGCAUGUCACGGACUUGGUGAAAGCAAGGAAAGACCUCGAAGCUGAGCGACUCGUCACGCGAGGCCUCCUCGCAAAGCUGCAAGCUGCCAAUGAGCGAGAAGAGCGUGCGAAUCUCGAAGCGGAGCGCGCCAAAGCAGAGCAGAGGGAGUUGAACGAGGAAUUGAGGGACCUGAGAUUUGCUCUCAGUGCGCAGGAUAUGAUUCAGGGUGAGGGAGGUGCGGAUCAUCAGCAUGAGGCGCAGGGUGGAGAUCUGGUAGUAGUGCCAGGCAAGGAGGGCAACAGCGGUGCGGCGAAGAAGAAGAAGAAAAAGAAGAAGGUACCAAAGAAGCCGCCAGGGGUAGGAGAAGGUGCUGCGUCCUCCACGGCUGGACAAGAGGAAGCCGCAGCCGCGCCGUCAGCAAUGACAGACGUCACCGUAGACCCCGACGAGGAGGAAGAAGAGUAG
Jaminaea rosea is the source of this 2337-nucleotide messenger RNA. RefSeq lists its product as hypothetical. NCBI's taxonomy places the organism in Eukaryota, Fungi, Basidiomycota, Exobasidiomycetes, Microstromatales. Gene Ontology annotation, biological process: protein ubiquitination; Ras protein signal transduction. Gene Ontology annotation, cellular component: cytoplasm. The record is from RefSeq and is a predicted model, not a curated record. Gene Ontology annotation, molecular function: ubiquitin protein ligase activity; zinc ion binding. The coding region runs from base 1 to 2337 and encodes 778 amino acids. The transcript has a single exon.